Molecule: messenger RNA, 6501 nt
Organism: Castor canadensis (American beaver)
Lineage: Eukaryota; Metazoa; Chordata; Mammalia; Rodentia; Castoridae
Source: RefSeq, a predicted model, not a curated record
AUGGCUGAGAGCAGCUCACCACCCUCGUCUGCAGCAGCCCCAGCCCUUGAGGCAGGAAUCACAGAGCAGCCAGGGCCCAGGAGCCCCACUCCGUCCCCUCCAGGCCUGGAGGAGCCCCUGGAUGGAGCUGAUCCUGACGUCCCACAUCCAGACCUGGCUCCCGUUGCCUUCUUCUGCCUGCGCCAGACCACCAGUCCCCGGAACUGGUGCAUCAAGAUGGUGUGUAACCCGUGGUUUGAAUGCAUCAGCAUGCUGGUGAUCUUGCUGAACUGCGUGACCCUCGGCAUGUACCAGCCGUGUGAUGACAUGGACUGCCUGUCAGAGCGCUGCAAGAUUCUGCAGUUGUUCGACGACUUCAUUUUCAUCUUCUUUGCCAUGGAAAUGGUGCUGAAGAUGGUGGCCCUGGGCAUUUUUGGCAAGAAGUGCUACCUUGGAGACACGUGGAACCGCCUGGACUUCUUCAUCGUCAUGGCAGGGAUGGUCGAGUACUCCCUGGACCUUCAGAACAUCAACCUGUCAGCCAUCCGCACUGUGCGUGUCCUGAGGCCUCUCAAAGCCAUCAACCGUGUGCCCAGUAUGCGGAUCCUGGUGAACCUGCUCCUUGACACACUGCCCAUGCUGGGGAACGUCCUUCUGCUUUGCUUCUUUGUCUUCUUCAUCUUUGGCAUCAUAGGUGUGCAACUGUGGGCAGGCCUGCUGCGUAACCGCUGCUUCCUAGAGGAGAACUUCACCAUACAAGGGGAUGUGGCUCUGCCCCCCUACUACCAGCCAGAGGAGGACGAUGAGAUGCCCUUCAUCUGCUCCCUGUCAGGGGACAAUGGUAUCAUGGGCUGCCACGAGAUCCCUCCACUCAAGGAGCAGGGCCGAGAAUGCUGCUUGUCCAAGGACGACGUCUAUGACUUUGGGGCAGGGCGCCAGGACCUCAACGCCAGCGGCCUGUGUGUCAACUGGAAUCGCUACUACAAUGUGUGCCGCACAGGCAGCGCCAACCCCCACAAGGGGGCCAUCAACUUUGACAACAUCGGUUACGCCUGGAUCGUCAUCUUCCAGGUGAUCACUCUGGAAGGCUGGGUGGAGAUCAUGUACUAUGUGAUGGAUGCUCACUCCUUCUACAACUUCAUCUACUUUAUCCUGCUUAUCAUAGUGGGCUCCUUCUUCAUGAUCAACCUGUGCCUCGUUGUCAUAGCGACCCAGUUCUCAGAGACCAAGCAGCGGGAGCACCGGCUGAUGCUGGAGCAGCGGCAGCGCUACCUGUCCUCCAGCACAGUGGCCAGCUAUGCCGAGCCCGGCGACUGCUACGAGGAGAUCUUCCAAUACAUUUGCCACAUCUUGCGCAAGGCCAAGCGCCGUGCCCUGGGCCUCUAUCAGGCCUUCCGGAGCCGGCGCCAGGGGGCACCGGCCCCAGCCAAGCCAGGGCCCCAUGCCAAGGAGUCCAGGCAUUGCAAGCUGUGCCCACGACACAGCCCCCUGGACCCAACUCCCCACACGCUGGUGCAGCCCAUCUCUGCCAUGCUGGCCUCCGACCCUACCACCUGCCCACACUGCCAACACGAGGCAGGCCGGCGGUCCUCAGGCCUGGGCAGCACUGACUCUGGCCAGGAGGGCUCAGGCUCAGGCUUUGGUGAGGCUGAAGCUGAUGGAGAUGAGCCCCGGAGCAGUGAGGACGGGGCCUCCUCAGAGCUGGCGAAGGAGGACGAGGAGGAACAGGUGGCUGGGGCAGCUUGGCUGUGCGGGGCCGUGUGGCGGGAGACGCGAGCCAAGCUAAGGAGCAUCGUGGACAGCAAGUACUUCAGCCGGGGCAUAAUGAUGGCCAUCCUGGUCAACACCGUGAGCAUGGGGAUCGAGCACCACGAGCAGCCAGAGGAGCUGACAAACAUCCUGGAGAUCUGCAACGUGGUCUUCACCAGCAUGUUCGCCCUGGAGAUGAUCCUGAAGCUGGCCGCCUUCGGGCUCUUUGACUACCUGCGAAACCCUUACAACAUCUUCGACAGCAUUAUCGUCAUCAUCAGCAUCUGGGAGAUCGUGGGGCAGGCGGACGGCGGCCUGUCGGUGCUGCGCACCUUCCGGCUGCUGCGGGUGCUGAAGCUGGUGCGUUUCAUGCCUGCGCUGCGGCGGCAGCUCGUGGUGCUCAUGAAGACCAUGGACAAUGUGGCCACUUUCUGCAUGCUGCUCAUGCUCUUCAUCUUCAUCUUCAGCAUUCUCGGCAUGCACAUCUUUGGCUGCAAAUUCAGCCUCCGCACGGACACGGGAGACACAGUGCCAGACAGGAAGAACUUUGACUCCCUGCUGUGGGCCAUUGUCACAGUGUUCCAGAUCCUCACUCAGGAAGAUUGGAAUGUCGUCCUCUACAAUGGCAUGGCCUCCACGUCCCCCUGGGCCUCCCUCUACUUUGUUGCCCUCAUGACCUUUGGCAACUACGUGCUUUUCAACCUGCUGGUGGCCAUCCUGGUGGAGGGCUUUCAGGCUGAGGGUGAUGCCAAUCGCUCCUACUCCGACGAGGACCAGAGUUCAUCCAACAUGGAGGAGUUUGACAAGCUCCAGGAGGGCCUGGACAGCAUCGGAGAUUCCAAACUCUGCCCAAUCCCCAUGACCCCCAAUGGGCACCUGGACCCCAGCCUUCCACUGGGUGGGCAUUUGGGUCCCGCUGGUGCUAUGGGCCCCGCUCCCCGCCUCUCGCUGCAGCCGGACCCAGGGUUGAUGACCCUGGAUUCCCGAAAGAGCAGCAUGAUGUCAUUUGGCAGGAUGAGCUAUGAUCAGCGUUCCCUGUCCAGCUCCCAGAGUUCCUACUACGGGCCUUGGGGCCGCAGCGGGGCCUGGGCCAGCCGCCGUUCCAGCUGGAACAGCCUCAAGCACAAGCCGCCAUCAGCCGAGCACGAGUCCCUGCUCUCGGCGGAGCGCAGCGGCGGUGCCCCGGCUUGCGAGGGCGCCAGGGAUGAGGGGCCGCCGCACGCUGCGCCCCCGCACGGCCCUCUCGCCCACCACGCGCACCAUGGACCGCACUUGGCACACCGUCACCGCCACCACCGUCGGACGUUGUCCCUCGACACCAGAGACUCGGUAGACCUGGCCGAGCUGGUGCCAGUCGUGGGCGCCCACCCUCGGGCCGCCUGGAGGGUGGCAAGCUCGGUUCCUGGGCACGAGGACUGCAAUGGCAGAAUGCCCAGCAUCGCCAAGGACGUCUUUACAAAGAUGGACGACCGCCGGGAUCGCGGCGAAGACGAGGAAGAGAUCGAUUACACUCUGUGCUUCCGCGUCCGCAAGAUGAUCGACGUCUACAAGCCUGACUGGUGCGAGGUCCGAGAGAACUGGUCCGUCUACCUCUUCUCUCCCGAGAACAGGUUCCGGGUCCUGUGUCAGACCAUCAUUGCCCACAAGCUCUUCGACUAUGUCGUCCUGGCCUUCAUCUUCCUCAACUGUAUCACCAUUGCCUUGGAGCGGCCCCAGAUAGAGGCCGGCAGUACUGAACGCAUCUUUCUCACCGUCUCCAACUACAUCUUCACUGCCAUCUUUGUGGGCGAGAUGACACUGAAGGUGGUCUCGCUGGGCCUGUACUUUGGGGAGCAGGCCUACCUGCGCAGCAGCUGGAACGUGCUGGACGGCUUCCUUGUCUUCGUAUCCAUCAUCGACAUCGUGGUGUCUGUGGCAUCGGCCGGAGGAGCCAAGAUACUGGGGGUCCUCCGAGUCCUGCGGCUCCUGCGCACCCUACGCCCCCUGAGGGUCAUCAGCCGGGCCCCUGGACUGAAGCUGGUGGUAGAGACUCUCAUCUCUUCCCUCAAGCCUAUUGGCAACAUUGUGCUCAUCUGCUGUGCCUUCUUCAUCAUCUUUGGCAUCUUGGGGGUACAGCUCUUCAAGGGCAAGUUCUACCACUGUCUGGGUGUGGACACCCGCAACAUCACCAACCGAUCUGAUUGUGUAGCCGCCAACUACCGCUGGGUCCAUCACAAAUACAACUUUGACAACCUGGGCCAGGCUUUGAUGUCCCUUUUUGUCCUGGCCUCCAAGGACGGCUGGGUGAACAUCAUGUACAAUGGGCUGGAUGCCGUGGCUGUGGACCAGCAGCCUGUGACCAACCACAACCCCUGGAUGCUGCUGUACUUCAUCUCCUUCCUGCUCAUCGUCAGCUUCUUCGUGCUCAACAUGUUUGUGGGCGUGGUGGUGGAGAACUUCCACAAGUGCCGGCAGCACCAGGAGGCCGAGGAGGCGCGGCGGCGAGAGGAGAAGCGGCUGCGGCGCCUGGAAAAGAAACGCCGCAAGGCCCAGAGGCUGCCCUACUAUGCCACCUACUGUCCCACCCGGCUGCUCAUCCACUCCAUGUGCACCAGCCACUACCUGGACAUCUUCAUUACCUUCAUUAUCUGCCUCAACGUGGUCACCAUGUCCCUGGAGCACUAUAACCAGCCCACGUCCCUGGAGAUAGCCCUCAAGUACUGCAACUACAUGUUUACCACUGUCUUCGUGCUGGAGGCUGUGCUGAAGCUGGUGGCAUUUGGCCUGAGGCGCUUCUUCAAGGACCGGUGGAACCAGCUGGACCUGGCCAUCGUGCUGCUGUCAGUCAUGGGCAUCACACUGGAGGAGAUCGAGAUCAAUGCGGCACUGCCCAUCAACCCCACCAUUAUCCGGAUCAUGCGAGUCCUACGCAUCGCCCGGGUGCUGAAACUGCUGAAGAUGGCCACAGGAAUGCGAGCCCUGCUGGACACAGUGGUGCAGGCUCUGCCGCAGGUGGGCAAUCUAGGCCUCCUCUUCAUGCUGCUCUUCUUCAUCUACGCCGCCCUGGGGGUGGAGCUUUUUGGGAAGCUGGUCUGUAAUGAUGAAAACCCCUGCGAGGGCAUGAGCCGGCACGCCACCUUUGAGAACUUCGGCAUGGCCUUCCUCACACUCUUCCAGGUCUCCACAGGCGACAACUGGAAUGGGAUCAUGAAGGACACGCUGAGAGACUGUACCCAUGACGAGCGCAGCUGCCUGAGCAGCCUGCAGUUCGUGUCCCCGCUGUACUUUGUGAGCUUCGUGCUUACUGCCCAGUUCGUGCUCAUCAAUGUCGUGGUGGCUGUGCUCAUGAAACACCUGGACGACAGUAACAAGGAAGCACAGGAGGACGCCGAGAUGGACGCUGAGAUUGAGCUGGAAAUGGCCCAUGGCCUGGCUCCCAGCCCCCGGCCGCCCACCAACUCCUCAGGGGCCCUGGGCCGAGGGCCAGGAGGGGUGGGCAGUGGGGGCGACAACGAGGGCCGCCUAUGCCGCCGCUGCUACUCUCCAGCCCAGGAGAACCUGUGGCUGGACAGCGUCUCUUUAAUCAUCAAGGACUCCUUGGAGGGGGAACUGACCAUCAUUGACAACCUGUCUGGCUCCAUUUUCCACCACUAUGCCUCUCCUGCCAGCUGUGAGAAGUGUCACCAUGACAAGCAAGAGGUGCAGCUGGCAGAGACAGAAGCCUUCUCCCUGAACUCAGACAAGUCCUCAUCUAUGAGUCUUGAGGACCCCACAGCUUGCCCUCCUGGCCCCAAAGACAGCAAGGGUGAGCCGGACACACCUGAGCCCAUGCAGGUGGGGGACCUGGGCGAAUGCUUCUUCCCAUUGUCCAACACGGCCGUCUCUUCGGACCCAGAGAGCUUCCUCUGUGAGAUGGAGGCUAUCCCAUUCAACCCUGUCCGGUCCUGGUUGAAGCAUGAGAGCAGCCAAGCAUCCUCAAGUCCCUUCUCCCCCGAUGCCUCCAGCCCCCUCCUGCCCAUGCCCGCUGAGUUCUUCCACCCUGCUGUGUCUGCCAGCCAGAAAGGGCAGGAGAAGGGCAUGGGCGCAGGGAACCUUCCCAAGAUCGCCCUGCAGGGCUCCUGGGCAUCUCUGAGGUCACCAAGUGUCAACUGCACCCUCCUCCGGCAGGCCACCGUGAGUGACACGUCGCUGGACGCCAGCCCCAGCAGCUCGGCGGGCAGCCUGCAGACCACGCUGGAGGACAGCCUGACCCUGAGCGACAGUCCGCGGCGCGCCCUGGGGCCGCCGGGGCGGGGGCCGGGUCCCCGCGCGGGCCUGUCGCCGUCGGCGCGGCGCCGCCUGAGCCUGCGGGGCCGCGGCCUGUUCAGCCUGCGCGGGCUGCGCGCGCACCAGCGCAGCCACAGCAGCGGGGGCUCCACCAGCCCGGGCUGCACGCACCACGACUCCAUGGACCCCUCGGACGAGGAGGGCCGCGGCGGCGCGGGCGGCGGCGCGGGCAGCGAGCACUCGGAGACGCUCAGCAGCCUGUCGCUCACGUCGCUCUUCUGCCCGCCGCCCGCGCCGCCGCCGCGCCUCCCGCCCGCCCGGAAGUUCAGCAGCACCAGCAGCCUGGCCGCGGGGCCCGGCCGCCUGCGCGCCAUCGCCGCCCCGACGCGCGGCCUGGCCCGGAGCCCCUCGUGGGCCGCGGACCGCAGCAAGGACCCGGCCGGCCAGGCCCCGCCCGCCUCGCCCGAGCCGCAGCCGCCCCCCGGGGAGCUGGAGUCGGCCGACGCCGCGAGCAAGAGGAAGAGAUGA